UACCCAUGAAGCCUCUUUGGCCAAUGAGAAAGGACAAACUUUUGAAUGAUUUGGAGUUUGGGGCGGGGAACUAGUUGCUAAGCUGUGGCGAAGCCUUUUUGCCGUCCUAAUAGAAGAGGGAAGGGAUGGAAAAGAAGGUAGUCGGGGAAGAGUCUUUUCAGAACGCCGUAGGGGUUUUAAAUGCUGGUGUUUGAACUCUCUUACUUUCAGUUUGUCCCUUUGAAGUCACUUCCGCUUUGGGGCGGACACAUGCCAAACCUGUGGCGGGAGUUGGAGAUUCUACAGCGAAUACACCAGUGGCCAAACAUGGAGAUGUGUCCAAACACAGAGGUGACACGUUUAUGAGAAGACUUGCCAAGAAACUCCAUCAUCAUUAUAAGAUGUGAAGAUAAGUGCCGAUACAAAGACUUCCUCUGUGAAUUAUGGGAUCAUCAUGCCCACAAAUCAGAACAUAAAGAAGUGUCUUACACCGCAGAUUUCUUAUUUGACAAGUGACUCUUAUAAACACCUGGACUUUUUGCCUGACAAACUAAGAGCAAAGCUGCUUCCUUUCCAGAAAGAUGGCAUCUCCUUUGCCCUCAGAAGAGAUGGAAGGUGUAUGGUGGCUGAUGAGAUGGGCCUAGGAAAGACAAUUCAAGCUAUUGGCAUCGCUUACUUCUAUAAGGAGGAAUGGCCUCUUUUAAUAGUGGUCCCUUCAUCUCUGAGGUACCCUUGGACAGAAGAAAUAGAGAAAUGGAUCCCAGAGCUAGGUCCAGAAGAAAUCAAUGUUAUUCAGAAUAAAACUGAUAUUGGGAGAAUAUCGACCAGCAAAGUGACAGUUCUGGGUUACGGUCUUUUAACCACAGAUGCAGAGACUUUGAUAGAUGCACUGAAUAAUCAGAACUUCAAAGUAGUUAUUGUAGAUGAAUCACACUACAUGAAGUCCAGAAAUGCAACUCGCAGCAGGAUUUUAUUGCCAGUGGUACAGAAAGCCAAACGAGCCAUUCUUCUUACAGGAACUCCAGCUUUGGGAAGGCCUGAGGAGCUUUUCAUGCAGAUUGAAGCUCUCUUUCCACAAAAGUUUGGAACAUGGACCGACUAUGCCAGAAGAUACUGUAAUGCGCAUGUCAGAUAUUUUGGUAAAAGGCCUCAGUGGGAUUGUAGAGGGGCAUCAAAUCUUAAUGAACUUCAUCAGCUAUUAAGUGACAUAAUGAUUAGAAGAUUAAAGACUGAAGUUUUAACCCAGCUGCCCCCUAAAAUCAGACAACGUAUUCCAUUUGAUCUUCCAUCAGCAGCAGCCAAGGAAUUAAAUUCCAGCUUUGAAGAGUGGGAAAAAUUAAUGAGGGGUCCAAAUUCAGGUGCCACUGAGUCCAUCAUGGGGUUGAUUACUCGGAUGUUUAAACAAACUGCUAUUGCCAAGGCAGGUGCUGUAAGGGAUUAUAUUAAGAUGAUGCUGCAGAAUGAUUCGCUUAAAUUUCUAGUUUUUGCUCACCAUUUAAGCAUGCUCCAAGCUUGCACAGAAGCUGUCAUAGAAAGCAAGACUCGCUAUGUUAGGAUUGAUGGAAGUGUUCCGUCUUCAGAAAGAAUACAUCUGGUUAAUCAGUUUCAAAAGGAUCCUGAGACUCGUGUGGCUAUCCUGAGCAUUCAGGCUGCUGGUCAGGGUUUGACAUUUACUGCUGCAACUCAUGUGGUAUUUGCUGAGUUGUAUUGGGACCCUGGACACAUAAAACAAGCAGAAGAUCGUGCUCACCGGAUUGGACAGUGCAGUUCUGUGAAUAUUCACUACCUUAUAGCAAAUGGGACUCUAGACACCCUCAUGUGGGCAAUGUUGAAUCGCAAGGCUCAGGUUACAGGGAGUACAUUGAACGGUAGGAAGGAAAAACUUCAGGCUGAGGAGGAUGAUAAGGAAAAAUGGGAUUUCCUGCAGUUUGCUGAAGUUUGGACUCCAGAUGAAAGUUCUGAGGCGCUCAAGAAUGAAAUGUUAUUCACCCAUUUUGAAAAAGAAAAACAGCGUGAUAUUCGAUCAUUCUUUUCACCAAACCCUAAGAAAAGACAGUUGGUGACCUGUGAUGAAUCAAGAGUAUUCCAGGAGAAAAAUACUGUAGCACCAGCAGACCUCAGAAAAACACCCCCAAGAGAUUUCAUUCAUCAUGAGAGCAAUCUUGAACCUGAAGCUAAAAGACUGAAACUAGUCACCACCAAUGACCACUGCAGUCCCCUGAAGGAGAAGCCAUCCUGGCCUGGGCAAACCAAGGCUCCACUCAUGGACAGGAUCUCUGAGGCAAAAGCCCAGGCCACCACCCCACUUCUUCCUGGAAUGGACUGGCAGUGUGGUUUCUGCACCUAUAUCAAUAACUCAAUGUUACCUUUCUGUGAAAUGUGUGAGAAUCCUCGGGGCAGCGCUGAUAGCCUUAACCCCACCUGGGAUAAAAACAAAAAUGAGAAAGAUGAUUCUCAGAAAGACACCUCCCAAAAAAUCCAGACUAAUUCUGACAGUGAAAAACAAGCCCUUGUGUGUUCAGAACCGGAACCAUUAGCUGAGAACAAGGAACAAAUUCCAAAAGUUGAGGGUGAAGAGAGAUUCACACCCCAGCCAGAUGAUGAACAGUUGAAGAGUUCUGACACGAUGCCAGUAUAUGAUACCUUAAUGUUUUGUGCAAGUAAGAAUACUGACCGCAUUCAUGUCUAUACUAAGGAUGGAAACCAGAUGAACUGUAAUUUUAUUCCUUUGGAUAUAAAGUUAGACCUUUGGGAAGAUUUACCAGCAAGCUUUCAGCUGAAACAAAAUCGCUCCCUGAUUUUGAGGUUUGUUCGAGAAUGGAGUUGUCUAACCGCCAUGAAGCAGAGGAUAAUCAGGAAAAGCGGGCAGCUGUUCUGCAGCCCAAUUCUUGCUUUGGAAGAAAUCACAAAGCAACAAGCCAAACAAAGCAGUACCAAAAGAUACAUAACCAAAGAAGACGUUGCUGCAGCCUCGAUGGACAAGGUGAAGAAUGAUGGGGGCCGAGUCCGUCUGAUCACAAAGGAGUCCAGGCCACAGGACCCUUACGUAAAAGAAUGUCUUAAAGGUGGAGCCUGUGUCCCAUUUCUGAAUCCCUGCACAGCCCAAGCUGAUCUCACUGUGAAGGCUUCUACAUCUAAAGGCUAUUUGCAAGCUGUGGAUAAUGAAGGAAAUCCACUUUGCCUUCGCUGUCAGCAACCUACUUGCCAAACUAAGCAAGAGCAUAAAGCAAAUGCUUGGGAUUCACGGUUUUGCUCUCUGAAAUGUCAGGAGGAGUUCUGGAUUCGAUCUAAUAACAGUUACCUGCGAGCCAAAGUAUUUGAAAUUGAACAUGGUGUGUGUCAGCUGUGUAAUCUGAAUGCACAAGAACUCUUUUUACGUCUGAGAGAUGCUCCUAAAAGUCAGAGGAAGAAUUUUCUGGAUAUUACCUGGACCUCAAAGCUCCCAUUAGAACAGCUUAAUGAAAUGAUAAGAAACCCAAGCGAAGGGCAUUUCUGGCAGGUGGACCACAUCAAGCCAGUGUCUGGGGGAGGUGGACAGUGCUCUCUGGACAACCUGCAGACUCUGUGUACGGUCUGUCACAAAGAGAGAACUGCCAGACAAGCUAAGGAAAGAAGCCAGGUGAGAAGACAGUCUCUAGCAGCAAAGCAUGGAUCCGACAUCACACGAUUUUUGGUAAAGAAAUGAAGUAUAAAAAUUUUUGAAUGGAUGACAAAUGGUUUAUAUGUGGAGAAUUCAACAUUUUUUCAUAUUUGUCUUUUUUUCAAUAUUUUAAGACUAGAAAUUUUCAGAAGAAAAAUCAAGACUUCAACUUCCCUUUUCAUGUUAAAUGCUUUUAGUGUUCCCUGCCUUUUGAAAGUACAUAACAGAAACUGAGAUACAAUACUAAAUAUUUCUACAACCUUUUUGAUUUCAUGCAGACUCUCAAUUAUGUUUUGGUAAGAUUUUGUUAAGCUUCCAUUUCCCAUGACUAUACCUUAAUCAUAGUAUUAUACAUAGAUUGUUUUUGAAAAAUAUACUCUCAAGUACUUGAAAAAUCCUGCUGGAUUAGUAUUGGUUCUGGAUGGCUGUGUGUCUAAAUGGAACAUUGUAAAGCCAUAAGGGAAAUUUAAGAGGCAAAUCAUGAUUAUUCAGGAAUUCUGUGCCAAGUGUGACCUGCCUGCUUAGUAUGCAAGAGGGACUCUUGUUCACUAAAUGCCUCCAAAAUGGGCUGGGGGUACACAUUGUGAGUGUUGUCUUCUUGUUUUAUGUUUAAGCCAGUUGUCUUUAUUGAAAAGAUGCUUUUGAAAGUAAGCUAAUUGAGCCUAUGCUGUUUGUAGACAAUUUAGGCAUUCUAGCUAAAGUAAUUGUUAAGAAUGUUUAAAAACUGAAAGCAUAAAAUUUUAAAUGCCGCUUAAGCUUCGUUUUUUUUUUUUAGUUUGUUUUAAUGCCUAAUACUAGGCUUACUAUCAAAGCACCCUUUUUCUCCUGGUUUCUCAUUUUCUGUUUUUAAAAUUCUGUUUUAUUAAAAGUAUAUUCCUGAAACCUCUUUUAAAAGGAGUAAUGAUGAUAAAACACUUUAUAAGUAAAGCAUGAUCAGAUGGAGAUAUAUGUUAAAAAAAAAGUAUAAGGGUACUAUUAAAAUGUAACUGAUAUUCAAAAAUAAAAGUGAUGAUGAAACAAAA
Messenger RNA from Sus scrofa (pig), 4641 nucleotides. It is a transcript of the gene ZRANB3, whose product is annotated as zinc finger RANBP2-type containing 3. The record is from RefSeq and is a predicted model, not a curated record. Gene Ontology annotation, biological process: DNA repair; replication fork processing. Gene Ontology annotation, molecular function: zinc ion binding; nucleic acid binding; DNA endonuclease activity. Gene Ontology annotation, cellular component: nuclear replication fork. Lineage: Eukaryota; Metazoa; Chordata; Mammalia; Artiodactyla; Suidae.